CUCUCCUCCCCUCUAAAGCAACCAAAACCCAAUUUCACACUCAUACGUUAUUAAUACAUACAUUCAUACAUAUAUACAUACACUCAUUACUGUUGCAGGAUAUUUCCCCUUCAAUUUCGCGCCAUUUUCCAUUCCUUCUCUCACUUUCUUAAGUUUUUUUGGAGCUUCGAAUAAUGAUGGCGGUAGAGGAGGACGCGACGGAGAUAGCCUUCUUCGACGUGGAGACGACGAUCCCGACCCGACCCGGGCAGGGCUUCGCGCUCCUGGAGUUCGGAGGGAUACUGGUUUGCCCCAGGAAGCUCGUCGAGCUGGAAAGCUACUCCACCUUGGUCCGACCCGCUGAUCCCUCCCUCAUCACCACGCUCUCUGUUCGCUGCAAUGGCAUUACCAAAGACGCCGUCGCUUCUGCCCCUGCUUUCGCCGAUAUCGCCGACAAAGUUUACGAUUUCCUCCACGGGAGAAUAUGGGCUGGGCAUAAUAUACUGAAGUUUGAUUGUCCACGAAUUCGGGAAGCAUUUGCUGCUAUAGAUAGGCCAGCACCAGAGCCUAAGGGAACAAUGGACUCACUUGUGUUGUUGACUCAGAGGUUUGGCAGGAGAGCAGGUAACAUGAAGAUGGCCACUCUUGCUACGUAUUUUGGUCUUGGACAACAAACCCAUAGGAGCUUAGACGAUGUGCGGAUGAAUUUUGAAGUACUCAAGUGCUGUGCAACUGUCUUGUUUUUGGAAUCCAGCCUCCUUGAUAAUUCUCCAGAAAAUACUUGGGUUUCACCUAAUAGUACAUCAAGAAGUUGUAGCAAUGGCAAAGCUUCUCUGGAAGGAGCAGGCUUGAAUCCAAACACACCUUCUUCAAGUCGGAUGAUAGGAAAUGUUUCACCUAAUACUACAACAAGAAAUCAUAGCAAUGGCAAAGCUUCUCUGGGGGGAGCAGACUUGAAUGCAAGCACAUCUUCUUCGAGUCUGAUGAUAGAAAAUGGGAUCCCACCAAUGGAAACUCGCAGUACCAAAAACCGUAGAAUGUUAUCAUUCACGACUUUAGGCAGGAUUGAAGACCUUUCAGAUCAUGUUGAAUCUGUUGCUGCCAGGCCAGACCCUUUCAAUAUGGGCCCACUCAGUGAUGAAAUGGAAAAAGAAUUCCUAGAGUCAGAUGACAUGGAUGAAGAAGAAUCUGAUUCACCUUCACAUGUGUCUUCUACAGCAACUGAAAGUGUGGGUUCCAGUGGUUGCACCUUCUUAGAACCAGAUGAGAUCUCAAUGCCUUCUAUAUCUGUAGCCCUUGCCCCAUCCUCCUAUCCUGGAAUGCAAAAGAUAAAAAUAUUGCAUAAUCAUGCCGAGUUACAAAUUUGUUGUAAACGCAUGAAAGUGCGCUUUGGAAUUAGCACUAAAUUUCUUGGUCCUGCUGGCCGCCCAAGGUUGAGCUUUGUUGUGAAUGCAUCAGAAAGCCUAUGUCGGAUCCUGGAUGCGAUUGAUAAACACGCUCAUAGUCUAUCUGUGGAAUCUGGUAGCAGCUCUGAGUGGAGGCCUCUAGUAACCAGAAAGCCUGGUUUCAUGAAAUUCCCUACUAUCCGCUUUAACAUACCCACUGUAGUAAAUGGUGAUAGCGUGCACUGGGCUACAGAGAUAUAUCAGAAAGAAGCUUCAGACACGCAAAAGCUUGUAUUUAGCAGAUUUGAUGUUGAAGAACUGGAUGCCUUGAUCACUACAGGAACUUGUGUGGAUGCCUACAUCUCCUUGGAUGCAUAUGACUAUCAACAAAAUGCCGGUAUCCGAUUAGUGGCAAAUAAGUUGAUCCUGCAUUGCAACUGAGAGAUUAGGUGCACAAGAAGUUGAUCCUGCUGCAUGCCAGUUGAGAUAUUAGGUGCCCAAUUCACUUGAUUAUUGUAAUUUCUGAACUCAAAUAGGGUUGAUUCGUUGUUGUAAUUGAUUGACUAUAGCCAUGAUUUUUUUUUUUAAUUUUUAUUUGAUUAUCAAUGUAAUAAACAAGAAAGUCUGACUAUAGGUUGAUUGAUAUCACAUACUAAAGUUCAAAUGGUCAAAACUUCAUCCUUACUAAAAUAUUUUUAUUAGAGCUUAUUCCCCA
This is a messenger RNA of Ipomoea triloba (trilobed morning glory), 2079 nucleotides long. Its product is annotated as protein NEN1-like. Lineage: Eukaryota; Viridiplantae; Streptophyta; Magnoliopsida; Solanales; Convolvulaceae. The record is from RefSeq and is a predicted model, not a curated record. The transcript has 6 exons. Gene Ontology annotation, molecular function: 3'-5' exonuclease activity; nucleic acid binding. Bases 174 to 1805 code for a protein of 543 amino acids.